Emericellopsis cladophorae is the source of this 2163-nucleotide messenger RNA. RefSeq lists its product as uncharacterized. The record is from RefSeq and is a predicted model, not a curated record. The transcript is spliced from 3 exons. Bases 1 to 2163 code for a protein of 720 amino acids. NCBI's taxonomy places the organism in Eukaryota, Fungi, Ascomycota, Sordariomycetes, Hypocreales, Bionectriaceae.
AUGGUGUCUAAUCGCGGACUGCCAGGCCGGCCUCGUUCCAUCGGGCCAGAUUUCAGCAGCCGAUGGAGAUCCAACUCGCGUCUGGACGACGACAAUGCUGUGUCCGAGUGGGAGACAGUCGCAGGCGGCGACGAGCAAGAAGACCGUCAACCGGACCUGGACAGGCAGCUGAAGCGCAAAAGAAACUUUGAACCCGUCUCCCACGGGCAGGAUAUUCUCCAUCCGCCUCUACCGUGUAGCGCGUCAAUCACGCGCCGAUAUACUGUGUUGGGACCGCCUCACAGCGCCUUGUCGAAGCUGCCCACGGGGAGAUCCAGGGCACAACCGCCUGGGAGCACGUCUUUCCGCUCAUACUCAAGCCUCGACACCGACACUUUCCAGGAGGCAGUCACUGGUUCUCGAUACGUGUCUCCCAAUGUCUUGUCAUUGAGGCCUUGGCGGCGUCAUGAGAAGCUGUUGCCAUCGAACGCGGAUACAGAUGCCUGCAGCGACCUCAAGGGCUCUGGCAGAAUAUCCGACAGCAUCGGCGGCAACCCUUUCGAAUAUGACGCCGUUUUCUACUCGACCUUUCUGCAGCCAGCAGCCGAGAAAGAGAAAGUUGACAAUGAUGUCAAAGUCCCCGUGAACACAAAAACAUCAACGCCCUCGGACCCCGAGCCACAGCCGUCUCGUCGCUUGAGCGGAGACAUCGCGACCUUGGCCCGCUCCACGACUGAUCACGCCAUGGAUGGUGACUGGCAGACGGUCACGGAAGAUUGCAGGCUCGGUCCGUCAAUGGGCUUGAACGAGCUCGGCAUCAAAGGCACAGGAAGCAGCCUGGCUGACUUGUCAGACGGCGCCUCCUUUCAACACAACCACUUCCCGAACAGAUCAACUGACCGCAUCAUCCAGCACCCACAGCCUCAUGGUGCCAAUGCGUGUUAUCACGUCCGCACGGACAAGCAUACACACCGACCUGUCCUGCUUCCUGACUUCAGAAACAAUGACCUGCCAGCUUUGGGACCUGUACAGAACUCGUCGCGCAAGGCAUCGCGCCCUGCAUCUCGCGCAGCCGCUGCCAUUCGCCGCUUCUCAAACUCACUGCGUCGCGAGCUCACGCCCGAGCCAAUGUCAUUGAGCCCCAAGUAUAUCGAAAUGGACAGAUUCGGUGAUGAUCAUGCCAGUGUGGAAGCGGAACAAGAGGUCGUCCGGGUCGAAGAGAAUCAGACAACUGGUGAGCAGUUUCGAUUCAGGGGGUCUCAAAUCAUUGAGAGCUUCGCCCGUGAUCCGUCGACGCCAAAUUUGAUCGUCUUCGACAAAGCUUGCCACGGGGCUGCCAAUGCUGGGGAGACUCACCCACGUGGUCAGUCACACGUACUUUAUGAGGAGUUCAUCACCGGCAUUCCUCGUCUGCCAUUCCCUCUGGUCAGCUUGCCUGAAGCUGCAUUGCUGCAGCACUUUCGCAGAGAACGUGGUGAGGAAGACCACACAGAGAAUGGCAGCUCAUUCUCAGCCAAGGCCAGGUCUGUCACUCUGAGUUCUCUGGCGUCGUCACAGCCCUUGACGCCUCAAUCUCCGUUCUUCGAUUAUCGCGAAGCACUGAAACGAGGUUCGCUGCCGUUCCCUGCGACAACAUUGCCACCAUCGCGGUUGCGCGAUACCAGUCGGUGGACUGCCUUCUCGCCCGCCCGCUUCAGAAGCGUGAACACGAAUCCCGCAGCGCCCCAUACGCCGUGCAAGCCGUGGUACAAGAGUGGUUCAUGCGACAGCUGGGCCAUUUUGGGCGACAGGUUGCCCAUCCUUCACUCUCGCCCCAUGGCAGCCGGGGACAAAAUAGCCUAUGACCAUGCCGUACCCGGACACAGACCAACAUUCCACCAUGCUGACGCCAUGGAUACGGCAAGGGAGCAUAUGAUGCUGCGUCGUCGAUCCUCCGCCGAGGCCCAGCGUCGUGAGGAAGCCAUCUUCCUCGGUGUAGUUGCGCUGACAGCCUGCUUUCCACCCAUCGGUAUCUUGGCCUUGAGCGCCCAGUUCGACGCGACGAUUUCGUGGUUCACACACGGUGAGCUCCACAAGCUUUCUCGUGCCCAGAGACGCGUCCUCCAGCAGCUGCUUCUAGCCGUGUGCUUGAUAUACCCGACACUGGUCAUAUCUCUGUCCGUCUACUUUACUGUGUCCAGGUGA